Cyprinus carpio (common carp) is the source of this 980-nucleotide messenger RNA. RefSeq names its product rRNA N6-adenosine-methyltransferase METTL5. Gene Ontology annotation, biological process: rRNA methylation. The coding region runs from base 281 to 904 and encodes 207 amino acids. Gene Ontology annotation, molecular function: rRNA (adenine-N6-)-methyltransferase activity; nucleic acid binding. The record is from RefSeq and is a predicted model, not a curated record. The transcript is spliced from 7 exons. NCBI's taxonomy places the organism in Eukaryota, Metazoa, Chordata, Actinopteri, Cypriniformes, Cyprinidae.
GGCGCUAACACUCUCAACUGAAGACAUCAGCUCGCAGAAGUAGAAGUAGAAGAAGAAACAGAAAACACAUGCAAGUGCACUACAUGUUUUGAUCCAACGUAAAUAUUCUACUUGAAGAAAGUCACUAUAUCGCCAGAAGUCUCAAGGUCUGUCGUGAAAUUAUGAUCAUUCGGCGUUUCGGUUAAGAGAGAAUCAGUCGACGUUUCUCGUCUAUUAACAUUAGUAUGACCUAGAAACACAGACUGAUAGGAGCAGGAUUCAGUGAUCAUCUGAUGUAGAUAUGAAGCUCAAAGAGCUAGAAAGCUGCCUUCAACAGGUGGAUGGAUUUGAGGAGCCCAAAAUACUCCUGGAGCAGUACCCCACCAGUCCGCAUAUAGCGGGCUGUAUGUUGUACACCAUCCACAACACAUUUGACGACAUACAGAAUAAACUAGUUGCAGACUUGGGCUGUGGAUGUGGGGUUCUGUCUAUAGGAGCUGCAGUGCUUGAUGCUGGGCUGUGUGUCGGAUUUGACAUUGAUGAAGACGCAUUGGACAUAUUCAAAGGAAAUGUUGAGGAUUUUGAACUGUCAAACAUUGACAUGGUCCAGUGUGAUGUUUGCUCUAUUGGAUCCUCUUAUGCCAAGAAGUUUGACACGGUCAUCAUGAACCCGCCAUUUGGCACGAAGCACAACCAGGGCAUUGACAUGCAGUUCCUACAGACAGCGAUUUCCAUGGCAAGCACAGCAGUGUAUUCCCUUCACAAGACCUCAACACGAGAUCACAUUCAGAAGAAAGCAAAUGAUUGGAAAGUGAAAAUGGAAGUCAUUGCAGAGCUCAGAUAUGACCUGCCAGCAUCUUAUAAGUUCCACAAAAAGAAGUCGGUUGAUAUUCAAGUGGACUUCAUUCGAUUUACUCCAACAUAAACGGCAAAAAGGAAAUCUUGUUGCUUUGCAAAAUUUUAGUUAUAGACUGUUAUAAAAAAUAAAUUUUAGAAAUGAC